Rhinichthys klamathensis goyatoka is the source of this 1315-nucleotide messenger RNA. RefSeq names its product MAPK activated protein kinase 2b (gene mapkapk2b). Lineage: Eukaryota; Metazoa; Chordata; Actinopteri; Cypriniformes; Leuciscidae. Gene Ontology annotation, biological process: cellular response to vascular endothelial growth factor stimulus; toll-like receptor signaling pathway; vascular endothelial growth factor receptor signaling pathway. Bases 7 to 1143 code for a protein of 378 amino acids. Gene Ontology annotation, cellular component: cytoplasm; nucleus. The record is from RefSeq and is a predicted model, not a curated record. The transcript is spliced from 10 exons. Gene Ontology annotation, molecular function: ATP binding; calcium/calmodulin-dependent protein kinase activity; mitogen-activated protein kinase binding.
ACCACUAUGUAUAAUACAGAAAAUAAAAAUGUGCUUUCCAGUGAGCUGCAAGAGGGUCAGCAUCAGAUUGACACUGUGCCUGCACUGAAAUCCACACUGAAGAUAAAGAAGAAAGUAAUAACUGAGGAGUAUAAGCUUGCAGGACAAGUGCUCGGGAUAGGCAUCAAUGGCAAGGUCUGGGAAAUUUUCCAGAAGAAAAACGGCAAACACUAUGCCUUAAAGAUAUUGCGGGACACCCCUAAGGCUCGACAGGAAGUGGAGCUUCACUGCAGGGCAUCAAGCUGCCCUCAUAUCGUUGGAACUGAAGAUGUCUUUGAGAAUUACUACCAAGGCAAAAAGUGUUUGCUUCUCGUCAUGGAGUGUAUGGAGGGGGGAGAACUCUUUCGCCACAUUCAGGAACGUGGUGAUCAAGCUUUCACUGAAAGAGAAGCCUCAGAAAUAAUGAGAAGCAUAGGGGAAGCUGUCGAGUUUCUGCAUGGUAUUAACAUUGCUCACAGAGACCUCAAGCCAGAGAAUUUACUAUACACAUCAAAACGGCCGGAUGCCCAGCUCAAGCUUACAGACUUCGGAUUCGCCAAAGAGACCACGUCCAACAACUGCUUGACCACCCCGUGCUAUACACCUUAUUAUGUGGCCCCAGAGGUGCUUGGUCCAGAGAAAUAUGAUAAGUCAUGUGACAUGUGGUCAUUAGGAGUCAUCAUGUACAUCCUGUUGUGUGGAUAUCCACCAUUCUACUCAAACCAUGGCUUAAAACUCUCACCGGGAAUGAGAAAACGGAUACGGAAUGGCCAGUAUGAAUUUCCAAACAAUGAAUGGUCACAGGUGUCAGAGGAAGCAAAGCAGCUAAUUUGCCAACUGCUGAAAACAGAUCCUACAGAGAGAAUGACCAUCACAGAAUUCAUGAACCAUUCUUGGAUCAAUAAGUCAAUGAAGGUUCCUCCGACACAUCUGCACACGAGUCGGGUUCUUAUGGAAGAGAGUGAUGUCUGGGAUAAAGUCAAGGAAGAGAUGACUAACGCCUUAGCAACAAUAAGAGUGGACUACGAACAAAUAAAGAUCAAAGCGAUCGAGGACUCGUCCAAUCCUCUUCUUCUGAAGAGAAGAAAGAAAAUGGCAGCUACAAUGAACGAAGCAGGACUGUGACAAACAAAUACACAAGUGGACACAUGCGUAGGUCUUGAACAGUUACAAUCUGAAAGUCACUUUAUAACAAUGAGGGGAAAAAAUUGACCCUUUAAUUUAUUCUCCAUUUAUCAUUCAAUGUUAUAGCCUGCAGUUAUAGCCUGAAUAAUAUCUGUGUUAAUGUCUGGAAGGA